UUCUUCAUUUCUAUUAACCAUUCAAUUGACUCUACGUGUGAUUGAAUAAUUUUUUUUUCUACAUUUAAGUUAAUUAGUGUUUUAUUUUUUAAUCUUUUUUGUUUUUUUGUUGUUAAAGUAAUUUGAUUCUAGUGUAAUAAUCAACCAUGGAUAAAGUAUUAGAUAGUUUAGGCUUAAGUGAUAUAAGACGAAUGACGGCUAAGAAUAGCAAAGAGACAAGAAGAAAACAAAAUAUCAACACUUUUGUUGGUCCGGAUGGUGUUCAAGUUGAUGAAGAAGGUUAUAUAAUCCGUAAUGAUGUUGGAAAUAAUCGUAAAGAAGAGGAUGAUCAUUUCUAUUCAAGUUCCGAUGAUGAUUCUGAAGAUGAAAAACAAGGGAAAAGAUUUAAAUUUGAAAUUAAACCCAUCCAGUUAACAAAUGGUGGACCAAGUGUUGCUGAGCUUAGGAAAACAGUUAAAAGGCUUUCAAUAUCACCUUCUAUCUCUCAUCCUAAUAAUAUGACUCGUUGUAAGUCGUAUGGUAGUCUUUCAAGUGAAGUAAGGAUGACUCCAGUGUCAGUGAACUCAUCAUCAUCCCAAGGACCUUCACCGUUGACACUUGGACUGACAAAUGUGAUUCCAAUUGCUGUGGCAAUUCAAGAAUGUAUUUCAGCUCGUUUUAAGGGCUCAGAUGAAUCAAAGUGCCGGAUUCAGAUUAUUGGUAGUCUCAAGAUAGCGUUUCCUUCUGGCAUAAUACAAGUUUUCGCAAACAAUACUUGUCCAGCCUUAUUAUCAUUUAAACUUACCAAUAGCUCCAGAUUCGAGCGAUUGAUCCCGAACAAAGAUAUUGUGAUGCAUAAUAAAAGCAUUGAGAAUGGUAUUAAAACGGAUACAUAUUGUUUCGAUAUGAAUAUGGUCGGAUUAACAAAUCAUUUGAAAAAAUUGAGUGAACAAUCACCUCAUAGUCGAUAUUUCAAUGCUGAAAUUUUAAAGUAUCAAUUAAAGGCCAGGGGAGCGACCUUUUGUCCUCUUCAGGUCGUUUCGCAUUGGAAAUGUGAACCAACCACAACAGGAUUGAAAGUAGAUUACAAAUACAAUGCUUGUGCAUUAUCAUCAAUUCAACCUUUAAAAAAUGUAACUUUCAGUGUUAAUGUUGAUGGAGGAGUCCAAUCAUUUAAAACUACGCCCAAUGCUACAUGGAACGAGGAGAAAAAAUCAAUUUCCUGGCAAUUUGAUGAAGUAUCAGUUGGAUCGGAAGGAAAAGGUCUGGGAUCGUUAAAAGCCAAAUUUGAUGUAUCCGAUGGACCAUCAACACCAGGAGCAGUUAAUGUACAAUUCAGCGGUAACGGGGCUACUUUUUCGGGUGUAGAGUUUGCUUUAAAUUGUAUUGGUUACCGGAUCUCGUUAAUGAAGAAACAAAUCUCAACAGGGCGUUAUCUCAGUGAAGCAGAUUCAUCGAUAAGCUAUGCAUGCAUAUAGGAAAAUCAAUGUAAUUAAUUGUCCAAAAGUCGAGACACUUUGAUUCGUCCUCAUCAAUCCCCCAAUUUCACUCUCAUCCUUUCAUUUUUCGUUUCUCUCUCUUUCUCCCUCUCCAUCAUUGUGUGUUAUGCUUCCUAUGAUAGUGCCUCAUCUCUCUCUCUCUCUCUCUCUCUGCUCCCAUUUCUCUCUCACUCCAUCUCAAUCAUAUGAACAUAGAACCCACAAUAACCUCCCCACACAAAUACACUCACCAAAGAGUAGGUAAAAGUAAGAAAUCAGCAACCAAGAUACAAACUUAAACAUUAAUCAUUGUCGAAAACACGAAAAGUGUCAUCAAAAGUACUAGUUAAUCAAAUUGAUUACCAAACGCAAAGUUAUCACUGGUUUCAUGGUUAUCUUAUUUUUCCCCUUACUCUUUGCAAUAUAAAUAUUAUAUUUAAUAUAAUUUAAAUUAUAUGCAUAUGAACCGGUUUUUAUCAUGUGUUUGUUAUGAUCAACAAAAAAAACACUCACACCAUUGAAUCUUAAUCAUGUCAAUUUAACAAACAAUCCAGAUCAAAGACACCCUAUCCUUUUUCACUCCCAUCAUACACCAAACCAUUAUUACAACCAAAAUCAACACUAAUCAACUUUCACGCCUUCUCGUAUCUCUCAACAAUCUAAUCUUCCCUUUUUUCUUGGUUAAGUUAAAUGGUAUUUAUUUUAAACAUGAAUUUACUUGCCAGAAUUUACAAAACAAAAAACAAUUGAGCAAGAAGCAAAAAAAAACAAUCAACUGAUCAACAUUGAACGAAAUCAAUUGUGCAACAUAAUCAUAAACUGUUGAUAUUGUUGUUGUUGUUUUUUGGUAAUUGAUCAAUCAACUCUCAUGCUCUCUCACUUACAAUGUAUAUCUCAUAGAUCUGCCUUGUCAAUUGAAAUAUCAACUGAAUAUCAAUCAAUCAAUUAAGAUCAAUGAAUUAAUUUUCUUCUUCCUAUUCAUACACUCCAAUAAUUGAAUCUUUCCCCUCCCACUCCCAUGCUCAUCUCUCUCUCUCUCUCUCUCUCUCUAAAAAAUUCAAGUAUGACGACAAAGUCGAGUUUGAUAAAUAAUUAAAUUAAUUUACAAUUAAUUAAAAUAUGAAAGAUUGAGAAAGAAAAAAGUUACCAUUUAUAAAUUAACACUCGUUUACUUUAAACUAGUCACAUUUAUAUAACACGAAACCGAAAUAUUUUUUCAGUGGAAUUAUUGAAAAUCAAUUAAUUUCCAUAAUUAAUUAAUCUUCUUUUCUCUAUAUAUAUUUCUCAUUCCUUUUAAUUAUAAUCCAAUCAAUGUAAUCUAUUUCUUUCUCUCUCUCUCUUUUUCUAAGUGUUAUUAAUGAGAUCUAAUCUAAGGUAAAACGAGUGUAACAAUUAAUUUAAUAAGUUUUUCUUAUACAACAAUCUAUCGUCUAAUUUUAAUUGUCUAAAAAAAUUUUACAAUGUACAUGUAUGAUUAUCAAUCUAUUAUUAUUGAUUUUUUUUGCUCAUUUUAAUCUUAUAUUAACUAAUCUCUUUGUAAUCUCUUCACAAACACAAAAAAUAAGUCACUUUAAUUGUAAUAACCUGUUAAUUGCUCCUUCUUUACGUUUCCUCCUCCUAAAUCCAUUUGUAAAUGGUAAUGUUUAAUUGUAAUGAUGAUGAUGACACUAAAUCUGAUGCUUUGUUUUCAAAGAGAGAGAGGAAGAGAGAGAGAAAAAAUUUCAUGGUUAUUAACAACAAUUAACACUAUCAGAAGGAAUCGAAUCAAAUUCACAAUGUAAAUUGUAUCUCACUAAUUUUUGUAUUGAUUUGAGAGAAGAAAAAAAGAAAGAUAAAAAGAAAGAGAACUUUUCUUUAAACCUCUCAAUUGCUAACAAUUUGAACUGAAUUAAUAUUUAUAAAUAAAAGAGAAAAAUAUAUUAAUAUGUA
Molecule: messenger RNA, 3386 nt
Organism: Panonychus citri (citrus red mite)
Lineage: Eukaryota; Metazoa; Arthropoda; Arachnida; Trombidiformes; Tetranychidae
Product: F-BAR domain only protein 2-like
Exons: 6
Coding region: 147-1457 (436 amino acids)
Biological process (GO): clathrin coat assembly; clathrin-dependent endocytosis
Cellular component (GO): clathrin-coated vesicle; plasma membrane; clathrin-coated pit
Source: RefSeq, a predicted model, not a curated record